CUGAAGAUGAGUCAGACCUUCUCUGCUGUAACUCAUGGCACCAAUGUUUCUGUAUAGCGCCAACAAUAUGCCUAAGCAGGUAGAAGUGCGGAUGCAUCAAAGCCACCUGAGCCCUGUGGAGCCAAGGCCCAAGAAUAUAUGUCUGCGAUUCUUCCAAUCACUCAGAAAAAACCUGCUCCUGUCUCUUACUGUAUUUGGUGUCAUCAUGGGUGCAGUGUGUGGGGGUCUUCUUCGCCUGGCAACUCCUAUUGAUCCUGACAUCAUCAUGUUAAUAGCCUUCCCAGGAGAUAUCCUUAUGAGGAUGUUAAAAAUGUUGAUCCUACCUUUAAUUAUAUCCAGUUUAAUCACAGGACUGUCAGGUUUGGAUGCUAAAGCUAGUGGCCGAUUGGGCACAAGAGCCAUGGUCUAUUACAUGUCCACUACUAUCAUUGCUGCUGUGCUAGGGGUGAUUCUGGUUUUAGCCAUUCACCCAGGAAAUCCAAAACUCAAGAAGCAGUUGGGAGAAGGAAAGAAAAAUGAUGAAGUAUCCAGUUUGGAUGCUUUCUUGGAUCUCAUCCGGAACCUGUUCCCUGAAAAUCUAGUCCAAGCAUGCUUCCAGCAGAUCCAAACUGUCACUAAGAAAGUGCUGGUGCCCCCACAAACUGAAGAAUCACCUAACGUCACUGACUCUGUCUUUGCUCUGAUGAACGAGACGAUGGCUGAAGCACCACCAGAAGCCCAGCUGAUCAUUAAAAAGGGGCUGGAGUUUAAAGAUGGAAUGAAUGUCUUAGGCCUGAUAGGGUUCUUCAUUGCUUUUGGCGUUGCUAUGGGGAAGAUGGGAGAGCAGGCCAAAAUGAUGGUGGAUUUCUUCAGCAUCCUGAAUGAGAUUGUAAUGAAACUAGUGACUAUGAUCAUGUGGUACUCUCCUUUCGGCAUUGCCUGCCUUAUUUGCGGGAAAAUCAUUGCAAUUAAGGACUUAGAAGUGGUUGCUAGGCAACUUGGAAUGUACAUGGUAACGGUGAUCGUGGGCCUUCUCAUUCACGGUGGGAUCUUCUUGCCUUCACUGUACUUCGUGAUAACAAGGAAAAGCCCCUUCACAUUCCUUGCUGGCAUUUUCCAGGCAUGGAUCACAGCUCUAGGCACAGCUUCCAGUGCUGGUACAUUACCUGUCACUUUCCGUUGUCUUGAAGAAAACUUGGGCAUUGAUAAGCGUGUCACAAGAUUUGUCCUGCCUGUUGGAGCAACAAUAAACAUGGAUGGGACGGCCCUUUAUGAAGCAGUUGCUGCCAUCUUCAUAGCACAGAUGAAUGGAAUUGUGUUGGAUGGUGGGCAGAUAGUCACUGUGAGUCUGACAGCCACCUUAGCAAGUGUUGGAGCUGCCAGUAUACCCAGUGCAGGACUGGUCACCAUGCUUCUCAUCCUCACUGCAGUGGGUCUCCCUACUCAGGACAUCAGUCUGCUUGUUGCUGUUGACUGGCUCUUAGACCGGAUGAGAACAUCAGUAAAUGUUGUAGGAGAUUCUUUUGGUGCUGGCAUUGUGUAUCACCUCUCCAAGGCAGAGCUGGAAAACCUGGAUUCCCAGCAUAAGGGGCAUGAAGACAUUGAAAUGACCAAGACUCAGUCAAUUUAUGAUGACAUGAAAAAUCAUAGGGAAAACAACUCAAACCAAUGUGUUUAUGCAGCUCACAACUCUGUCAUAGUAGAUGAAUGCAAGGUGACACUGGCAACCAAUGGCAAAUCUGCAGACUUCACUGUUGUUGAGGAAGAGCCUUGGAAACGUGAAAAUUAAGGAAAGCGAGUCCCAUCUCCAUCUUUAAUAAGCCCCUGAAGCUAUCUUAUGGUAAAAGAUAUCAAGAUUAAAGAAUAUUUCUCUAUUUAUUUAACAUCUAAAGUUUCUGCUUAUUUAAUUUGUUAACUGAAACUUAGCAAAGAUCUCAUAAAGUCAUUGUAGCUACCGUGUUUUUGCAAAAUAGUGAUCCAUAACUAUCUGUCUCACUUGUACUGUUUGAAUGGAUGCAGCUGGAGAAUACUCUGAGUUAACAGUUAUGUCCUCACCAGACUCUCUCUUUUGCUCAAGAUGCAGAAAAUGUAGAUGCUGCAAAAUGGAAAGAUCAAAAAGCCGGUAUGGCUUUCUCCAGGGACUCAGGGUAAUGAACAUAUAGUAUCAUAUAAACCUUAAAUUGUUCUCAGUGUCUCUUCUUGUGAUGUAUGUACAAAUCAGUAUUGCAGUGUACCUUUGGUACAGUCAACAUUGUGUAACUACAGUAUUUAUUGUAAGUGUCUCUAAAGGUUUUCUAUAAGUUUUAUUGAUAAUUAGUAGCUGGCAUGGGGGACUCAAAAUUUUCAUCUUCUCAGGUACACUUAAAAUUAAGUGUCUCAAAUAAAUAUUUCAUUUAAAUUCACACCAGGCAUAACUUUAUUAAAAUCAGUGGAUUAAAUACAAAGGGCCAGAUCCCGGGCCUUUCAGAUAGCACCAGAUUCUGAUGCUCUCUUCACAUCAAAUAGGACCUUAUAGCGCAGGUAGUCCCUCUGAAACUAUUCAAGGAGAAUGAUGUUAUUCAACUUAAGGAAGAGCACCAGAAUCUGUCCCCAAAUGAUUAUUGAACAUUCUUUUUGUUGAGGAUAAGCAAUUAUAUGUAAUAGGGUGUUAAAAUGUAAUGGUGCUUAGCAUACGUUGGUUUGUUAACUAAGCUAAACUAAAUGUAUAUUUAGGACACUUAAUUUGAAGUGAUAACUAUUUUUCUUCUCAAGUACAUCUUAGAUUUGAGCCAAUAAGCUAAAUCCUGAAGUCAUUACCUGGUCAAAUUUUGCAUUGACGUCAAUGGGAAUUUUGCCAGAGUUAGGACUGACUGAAAAGUAAACCAGGACUUCAGGAUUUCAGUCCAAUAAAUUGAAUCCCCAUCUCUCUGUUGUGAAUAAACAAUUUGUAUAAAUGUCUUUGAUGUCAGACAAGCAGUGAUUCUAGAUCACAUGGCAUAUGAAUAAACAAGGCAGAGUUUUGUCAACACGGUAUAACUAAUUCAUUCAUCUGUAAGACAUAGAGGUGCAAUAAUCAUUCUCUUAGGUUGUUUAAAAGGUGCUUGUUAAAAAUCAGUGCUUGUAAAGACAUAGGCGUAAUCUAUUAUGAAAUUAAUAAUGUUUUACAGCAAAUCUGAGCCAGGUAGCUGUGGGAAACUCUGCCCUCUGACCAAACCUUCUGUGAUGUGAGUGUUUCUUACAAUGUUCUCUGAGCUGUCCAGCCUAUGAGCUUAUAAUGAACCUACCUACAAGGUGAGAUGGGAAAUGAAGCAUAUAUGCUUCUCUCUGUCCAUGCACAGUGCAGUGCUGCCAUUGACAUAAACUGGAAUAACAUGUGUGAAUGUAGAGUUUAAACAAUAAUCCAGUCUAGUUUUGCUAAUUUGUAUUUGUGUUAGCUAUUCCAGUGAAGUCACUAUGAGCCCCUGCUAGUAAGGACUACUCACCUGUUUAAUGAUUUGCAGAAUCAAACCUAUAGUCAACAUAUUCACCAUUUAAAUAUUUGUAGCUGUGCAGUAUUUUCCUUGGGAACAUUAGUGCUCUUUUGAUAUCCCCUUUCUGCCUCACUAACUGAAAAGUCCUAAAGAAUUUAAUAGCUAUUAAACUACUGUGGGUUCUAUAGACAUUAUUCUGACAACCUAAAGAAUUUAAUAGCGAAUUAGUCCUUUUCUGUAGGUCUUUUGUACCAUUCUAUGGAAUUCUGUUCCAUCUUGUUCAACGUAUUUAAUGGCAAUUGUGGGUACAAAGAACUUCUCAGGAUUGGGGACUUAGUCUGGAUUUGAAGAAGAGUUCACUUCCCUGAUCCCCACAGCAAGAGAUCAAUUGCCCAAGACAGAUGUAACACUCUCUAAAAUGAACUAUAACAUUUGGGCUGUUGGCUCACCUCACAUGAAAGUCACUGAGAGCUAAGCAGCAAUCGUAUAAGGUGACCAUAUUUCCAAAAGACAAAACAGGACACUCCAGCUGCUCACCUGUGGCACCUUUCCCCCCAUGCAAGACUGUUCCCCGUCACAGGCACCCUGCAGGGGCCUCCUCACGAGGCUGUUUGCUGGAACCCUGCAGGGAAGGGUGGCUCCCUCAGGAGGCUAUCGCCAAUGGCUGGAACCUUGCUGCCCUCCACCCCCCCAGCUCAGCCUCCUCCCCCACGAGGGGCUGGCAUCUCUGAUCUCCCCCUCUGCACCGCACCCUGCUUGUUUUGGACAAAAGCGGGCAUUUGUCCCAUUUGCUCUUGCCAACUGAUCAAGUCAGCAAGAGCAAAAUGGGAUAAAUGUGUCCUUUUUUUUUUUUUAAAGUCAGGACAGGGCUUAAAAAAGGGCCUGUCCCAGCCAAAAUGGGACGUAUGAUCACCCUACAAUUAUACCAGACUAGAACAAAGUGUUCGUCGUAGUGUAGAGCUUGGGUUCUCAAAGGUUUUCAUAGGCUGGCCCAUAUUUUAGAGAGGUGGUCUCCUAAACCACUUCCAUCCUAUUCAUAAUAAUCUAACUUCCCUGUGGCAGCCACAGCAAUUGCCUACAGAGAAAGGUAACAUUAGGAAAGUGUUUAGUAUAUUUUUAGCUAUCGUUUAAAGCAAUAUGAUAGCUGGAAACAGGUAGGAGAGCCAGCACCAUGUGACUAAGCUGUUCCACACAGUUACCUAUUGAGAACACUGGUUCAGACAUCCUUCCUUACACUUAUCUGCUUUGGACAUAUUGCCCUUUAAAAAGUGAUUCUUCAGAUGGGACUAGAGGAGGAGGAGGUGAAAAUCUAGAGUAACUCCACCCACGUACAGAGAACAAAUUUGGGGCUUUAGUUUUGACUUAAAAAGCACACUGUAGGACUUUUAAGUAAGACUUUAUAGUUGCAGUAACUCAGGGAACUUUCAAAGAUAAUUACAAUGUCACUCUUCUACUUAUAAUAUAGAAAUGUGCUACUUAUGGGAAACACUUUGGCUAUCCCCCAGGCUGAAUUCUCCCAUGUAAUAUUUAAUGUGUAGCUACUCUGGCACAGUACUGAAUUUAACCAUCAAAAAGCUUUCCAUUUCUUGGGGGAAACUGUAACUCAUACUUGGCUUGCAGUUGGUAAUUUACUCAUUCCACAUGAGGCUGGGUUGCUGCUUAACUAAACAAACAAGAAAAAAACCCAGGAAAUGGCCACUCCAGCUAUUGCAAGUUUCACAUUUGAGUGGAUAAUGCUGUCACUGUCACAUCGUCCUUUAGUCUCAUUAUUUUGCAUUUAGCCUUCAGUAUUCUCUUCCUUUACUCAUUUCCCCAUUGUUUGGAUGGCAAAACUCAAGGAUGAGCACAGGAUAAAGCAGCACACAUGCUCUUGAGUUAUUUCCAUGUGAACUGAAGUUUCCUUCUACAGUCAUUUUCUUUGCUCUGCUCUCAGCUAUUCCCCUGCUGCUUACACAAGUAUGAUAUAUAUGUGCCCUCUAGAACACUGACAUCAUCAGUGAAAUAUGGAAAGCCUUGAUCCUGGUAAGCUUCCUUAGUCAGGAAAGCAUUUAAGCACCUGGUUAAAAUUUAGCAGCACAUGCUUUUCUGAAUAGGACUGUAGUUAAGCACCUGCUUGAGAACUUUGCUGAAUGAGGGCCAUGACUCUGUUAGGGUUUGUUCUGGUGCUAGUCUUCAAGGCCCAGUGCACAUUAUAAUUAACUUGGGGAAACAGUUUGCUUCUGAAUGUGUUCCUUCUUCUGUACUCCUCCUCCAGAAAAACAAAGAUGACACCAGCACUUUGUAUAAAACAAGAAGUUUGCACAGGUCUCAUGCAUUAAGAUGCCCUUAUAUUUAUGCCAGUUAGACAGUAUUACAGUAAGGGCCUCUGUCAUUUAAAACUGAGAGACUAUUUUUGUUUCUUUGGAAAACAGGGACUGUGCCUGCAAGAUGCUGACCACUCUGAAUUCCCUUUGGGAACUGAGGAUGUAUGCUUCCUUCCAGGAAGCACUUAGCACCUGGCAGCCUGAACAGAGCCCGAUCAACCCAACUAUAUGCACUAAAAACUCCCAGGAAUUUUAAGAUAGAGAAGGAUUAUUAUUUUUCAUCCUUCACCAUUCCAGAGCAGUUGCUGUUAAUACAUUGUCUGUUCUUAAUGCUAGCUGGAGACUUUGGCCCCGAUCCUACAUUGUUGGAAAGCAAUUGGGGUUCCAUCAUUGAUUUCAGUGGGAGCAGGAUCAGAGCCUGUACUUCAUGUUGAGGCCCAUGCUGUCUUAUUUGAAAUGGUCUGGUUUCAGUUUCUGUACAUAUAGCGAUCUCAGUCAUUUAUCAUUAUAAAUGCACCAUCAUUCCUCCACCUGCAAAGACCAAAAUAUGGGCCUCAACAUGAGAGACAGAAGAAAAUCAAUGUAUGCUGUAAGCUAAAAUAGGGAGGGAUUAAUUCAUUCAUAAAUAGGGCUAUUGUGGGAGCUUGUUUUGUCAAUGCUGGCAGGUAAGCCACAGACAAUAAUAUGGAUUCUGAUUAAAUUGAUUGAAUGGUCUGUGUUUUCAGCUUUUGAAAGCUUUUUAAACUCUUGCAAUAUAGAAGAAUCUAAGAAGGAUCAAGGUUCAACAGUGGCCCCUCCCACCUCCUUCAGCCAAUGGAAACAGACUGUGCAAUUCCUUCCGCCUGAUCCCAGUGAAUGAUCUUUUCUUGGUUCUCUAGCUGAUGAUGCCUCCCACAUCCAAAAGGUCCCUGCCAAUAUGCCAUAAAGGAAAAUCACUUCCCAUCCCCAAAUCCAGCAAUGAGUUUAAACCUCUGCCUCUGAAUUCAGAUCACUGUCAUUAUACUUCUGAUCUGUUUAUACCCUGAGCUAUAGCUAGUGUCCAUUUUUGUCUAGAAUCCUAGUAAAUGGACUCUUCCAAUACCUCUGGGAACUCAGAAUUCCAAACACUACGGGGUUUUAAAGAUCCUUGAGCAGUAUAGAUUUCUGAUUUGUUUUCCAAGUCUGGGUAUCAUCAGUCCUUGGGUUGGUACUUUGAUGGCUGCCGAUGUUUAGCAGAGCAAACUACUUGUCUUAUAAAUAGAAGCAGCAGCAAAAAACAACAGAGCUCAAAUGAAUUUACUCUGGCAACUGCCUGUAUUUUCUUUGCUUUCCCAGCCUCAUGCUGUUAUAUGAUUCCUGUUGUAGCAGCUCAGCAGCAAUCAAACAGUUUUCUGAAAACAGCAUCAGUUGCCAAUCUAGCCUCUGACUUCUACAGCCUCUUAUAAUGCCUUUAGAAAGGCUUUGAGCUUUAGUACCAGGCCUGAAAAUCCCUAUUAUGAAUAUUUAAAGUACAUCUCCUGCUCAUCAGAUUAAGUCCCAUUUGUUCCAUUUUUGUUUACUGCAUUUGGUUUUACUCCAGGAAGCACAGAAUAAUAAAUACAGGCAACUUAUAAAAAUAUGCUGCAGUAUGCUACUGUACCAAGCCAGAAGACUACAGUUGAGCAUAUUACUGUGACUUCUUGGGUCAUUACUGUAAUUUUUGUCUUGUGCGUUAUUGUCAUAAGCAUAUAGCACAUUGGGACAAAUUCUUCUCCGGUGUAACUCUACUGAUCUGAAUGGAGUUACGCCAGGGAUUAAUUCUGCUGCUGCUGCAGUAGCAUGAUUAUUAUUUUUAGGCCAUCUUAUAAUGUUGUGUUGAAACUACUGCUACACAUAGAUGUAUUAUGAAAAACAUAGCUUUGAGAGUGAUCUUUUUCAGUCAAGCUCAUGAUGCUGAAGAAAAGACUUAUCUAGUUUUGUUUGGCAGAAGAGUGAUGUACAGAUUAUAGCUACAGCCAUUACAAAAAGCAACUGCCCUGCACAACAAUGUUAUAGAGUAAGGGAAGGGAGAAUAAGGAGGAUACGUGAAACAAAUUUGCUGAACUUUGCCCUGAGACAGUGUUCAAUUCUUGCUCAAUAUUGACCAGAAGCAAUAUUUUGUAACAUACAUUUUUCACCUCUUCAGUAAUCUUGCAUUCCCCCUACACACACACCGGCAGGGACCAGUCCUGCAGUUCUCAGCAGACUCUGCCAUCCUGGUAUUACUUAGGCACAACUUCCACUAAAGUCAAUGAGAGCUGUGACAAAGAGACUGCAGAAUUGGGUCCACACUGAUAGUUACCCUUUGCUUCUCCCUAUUUCUUCCUAGGCUCUUGUUUGCUAUUGAAUUGAAAUCUGUUGCUGUAAUGAGCCAGAGUGCUGCUACUUUUCACUAAUGCCCAGGCACUGAGAACUUGUUUAUCUGUAGAAUGCAUGGGUUUAGUGACACAAGACUCUUUAGAACCAACCCACAGUGUUUCCUCCUACCCAAGAGACAUCUUCAUCUGGAAAAGUUGAAACCUAACAACUUUCUGCUACCCACAGUUACAAUUCCUAAUGGAUAUGACAGUGAUGCAUUUAAAGCCAUGGUCCUUUAUAAACCCUGAGCUCCAUAUGGCAACAUUGUUUAAGCAUACUGUUGAGGCACUGCAUAGAUUUUCUGCUAGUUAAAGAUGCCACUCACCAAUGUGCUAAUGAAGGUUUUGGAGAGGCAGGGAGGCAUGAUAUUUCUUACAUCACCCAGCUUUUUGGUUUAUUUCCCCAAAUCACCUAUUUGUCUAUCUAGGUUCUUAUAUAGAGAUGUCACCUGCUGUUGUUGGAGUAUUUAAUGCUUCUAGUUUGAUUUUUGUAACUAAAGAUAGCACCGAGAGUCUUCAAUAUUUUCAAGAAAUACUCUGAGACAUACACCUUUACACAGAGAGGAAACUUACCAAAUUGUGUUUCAUAGAUAGCAUCAUGUAACCUAGAUGGUCUAAUUACUGCAUAGAGCUUUGUACAUAAAUAGGAUACUUCAUGGGGAUUUUUGUAUCAUUCUUUUCUAUUUGUUUUCUACAGUUUGGAAGACCAUUUGCAAAGCAUAUUUACAAACUGAUUUUGUAGUCAGUACUGUAGAUUCAAGUAUUUCCAUUUUUGGCUUCAUGUAGGCUUGUAAGUUCUCAUGUACCGCAGGUUGUCUUUCCUUCUUAAAGAAUAUUGCAACAAAAAUCUAUAGACUUCUUUCCAACCUAUCCUGCUUGUUUUCUUAAUGUAUCCAGUUUAUACUCUAGUGUGAACUGUAAUUUAUAGAAUGCAUGAGAAAAGAAUUACACAUGUAAUUACACUUGUUAAAUAUGGUAUGCUCAAAACUGAUUCAGCCAUUAAUACAGAUUUUAUGGGUGUGUACCUGUUCUCCAGAAACCAGAAAGAACUACAAUGUAGAGGGAACUAAAUUGCUUAGUAUCUGUAAUUUACAGACACACAAAUAUUUUCUUACAAUAUUUUAUAUAUGACCAUAUAAGAUAAGGGAAAAAAUUCUUACAGGUGAUCCACACCUUAGAGCAAAACCAGUUUUCUAACAGCAUUUUAGAAUUAAUUUUUUUUCUGUAUUUUGUUUAAUGAACUAAGAAAAGCAAUUUAGUGAUGAAUUAUAAGCAAAGCACAAAAUGCAAUAGGAAUUAAGAAUUUUAAGGUGUCCUUAAAUGCUGCAGUUCACUAUGGAACACUGUAUUAUUAUAUCCUAAACAAUCUUCUAGAUUGACAGUUUUAUGGAUUGCUCAGCCCUUAAUUGUGACAUUUGGCAUGGUUUUACCUGGGCCAAACCCUUAGUUGUUUCUCAGGGUCAGAUCCUGAAUAACUGAUUUACCCACAACUCUUGGGUUGCGAGCUGGAGAUCUGCAUGUGCAAGGAGUACAGGAUCAGGCACUCAGUCCAUCUUACUCAAGCAAAACUUGUAUGAGUUUGGCCUAGGUAAAGGAUUCAGUAUUUGGCCUCUUAGCUUUGCCUUCAUGUAAAUGGACCAAUGGCACAACAAUGGGACCACUUUAAUAGGGUAGCGCUAUAGCAAUACCUCCUGCCUUCUUAAACAUUUAUAAGAAAAACAAACAGUAUAUUUUUGACCAGGACAAGUGGGAUUUAUUUUUCUUUUAUAACAAUCAAUUCUUGUUAGGCAAAUACCUGUUGGACUUAAGGUCAUGACAUUAAUGAAGCAUAUUUAAUUAGUAAAUCAAAAUGACUACAGUCAAUUGCUUAAUUAAAAUCAACAACAAAAAUUGCAUCAUGGAAAAUUCCUUAUGUGGCGAAUCAACCACAUGGCAUACAAUUCAAGACAAAAAAACAUGGAAUUGAAAAUGUUACCUGUCCACAAAGCAGAUACAUUUUCAGAAAUCUGUUGUAGGGCCCUGGUAGUCUCCUGAGGUUUAUGUGGGUAAAAUAUAUAUAUUUGUGUAUUGAUGUGCCCUUAUUUUUUAAUCUCCUUAUAUUUUUUAAUCUGUCAUAUCAGGUAUUCUCUUAAUUGGAGUUGAAGGUAGCAUAGUGUGUAGCUGAAGUACUAACAGCUGUCAAAGCAUGGACUCCUUAUAAAUAUCAAUUUUUAUACAUUGCUUAAGCAUGAUGAUCAGUGCCUCUCCUCACUUUUGUGUCGAUAACAUGGCUAUCUACCGUAUGUGUAAUUUCAGUGAAUGUGCAUUGAGACAUAGUAGAAAAUUUGAUCUCUGUUUUUAAAAACUCUUUUCUGGUUGUUUUUGGCUUGGUUGUCUGGGUUGUGUUUAUUUUAGACAUUUAACUGAAUAAUUUCCAUGGCUUGAUAGCUGGUUUUGUAUGUUCGUAUAUAAACAACUUUUCAGUGCAUAUCUUGUUUUGAUAAUGGUCAAAUCCUAUAUGCAGCCCACUCAUUGUAAAUAUGUUAUUGUUAGUUUUCAACUAUCUAACCAGCAUUGCGUAUGAAAUUCCCUGGCACUCAGUGAACGUGAUUACAGUAUGGAUUUGCUGCACUGUGAAUGCAAUAGUUAAUACAUUAUGAAUUAAUGUGCAUGUAGCAUGAUGAAUUUAGUUUAGGAGUAGAUUCUUCUUGUUCACUUGGCAUGUUGGAACUGUAGCAACAUAAGGUUAGUAAGUCACUGUGUAAAUUAGCACAAUGGUCAGAAGGAAAAAUUAACUUUACUGUACUCUCCCUCUGGGUACCAUGUCUAUGUUUGGCGAUAUGCGUAGCUUACAACAAGGAAUCCAUAUUUCCACAGCAGAGUUUCAGGAUUCCUCUGACUCACUUUCAGUUACUCAUUGACUGCAAACUCCAGCGAGAAACUACAGUCAGAAGACAAUGACUAAGCCUGACAUUUAGUCUUAAACAGAAGCACAUGCUUGACUGCUUACUUUAUUAUGUGCCCUGGAAUGCAAAGCAUGAACCUUCAUUUCAUUUCCUCUGCAGAAACAAUCUGAGAGUAAGAUUUAUAGAACCAUAAGUACAUGGAUGGACUAAUGCUGUUUCCAUUAUCAAAUAAGGAUAUUAAUAGAUAUUGAGAAUUAAGCACAAAAUCAAGUGGAUGUCGGUUGUGCAAAAAGGACAAAAAAUGUUCUUUGGUUGGUGUUCAUUUAUGCUUAUUUGAUUUGCAAAAUAAUACGUCCCAUACAAUGCACAUAUGGCAAAUAAAUAUAAUGGCAGGGAUAUUGUAAAACCUGUGCUAUAAGUCAUGUCCAUGAGCUUAUAAGAAAAAAUCUUCAUUUCUGGACAGAAAACUGAAAGUGUUGUGAAGUGCAACUGAUGCUCAGUAGAUCUGAGACACCUCGGGAGAGAUGCAUCAAGCCGAUUCGUUCCUAGAGAUAAGGGUCCUGAUUCUCUCACAGUUGAAAGUAACUCCGUUAGCAUCAAUGGAGUUAAACCAGGGUAAAACUGGAAUGAGUUCAGAAUUAGGCCCAACCAGUGGGGGAUGUGUGGUUUCUUAUGAGACGUAUUAUGUUUCCGUUCAAACUGCAUGUUCCACAGUACUGCAUGUCUUCCCUGCUUACUUCUAGCCUUACAUGCUUCCUCUCAAGAGAGACCCACUCACUAGCUAGGAUCCUUCGUGUAAAAAGAAACAAAACAAAAAGAUAAGCUUGAUCUUUUUCCUUCGAUUGUAAAUGUUUAUCUGGGACUUGAAGUGAUGUAUUGUACAGUAUCUGUAGCACAUUUUGUUUGAAGACUAAUGAAUGCAGACGAUAAAAUUUCUACUAACUCUGGGCUCCUUUCUUUUAUAGUGUAGAAGGAAUGCCUUGUUGACUAAAUAGAUUUUAUAUAAGUAACUCAGACCUUCUCUUCCUUACAGUAAUACUUUAGCCAUUUGCUUUAAAUGCUUUCUUACUGUGUGAACUGAUUUCUGUAACUUUCAUGUAUAAAACAAACUGGACAUUCUUUAUAUACUGGAAAUAAUCAGUGAAUACACUAAGUGUUGUACCUUUUAUGUAUAUACCAUCAAUAAAUGUUGAUUCAUAA
Messenger RNA from Mauremys mutica (yellowpond turtle), 12170 nucleotides. RefSeq names its product solute carrier family 1 member 2 (gene SLC1A2). Gene Ontology annotation, molecular function: glutamate:sodium symporter activity; L-glutamate transmembrane transporter activity; neutral L-amino acid transmembrane transporter activity. The transcript has 11 exons. NCBI's taxonomy places the organism in Eukaryota, Metazoa, Chordata, Testudines, Geoemydidae. The coding region runs from base 35 to 1768 and encodes 577 amino acids. Gene Ontology annotation, cellular component: plasma membrane. The record is from RefSeq and is a predicted model, not a curated record. Gene Ontology annotation, biological process: L-glutamate transmembrane transport.